CGACCAUAAAACCCAGCCCUUACCACCCGGCCGAACCAUGCUCACUCUGACGACACUCCUGGUCCUAACGGCCGUCGACCAACUCGCAGGGCACGAAAAGUCAUUCGAAGAAUACUCUCGAGCCCUUCAUCAACUCCUCCAAAAUCCCACCGACACGAGAGGGAAACGCCAGGCACUUUAUCCAUACUUCGACAGGGAUCUGCAACGGGUCCAAACGGACGGCCGGCACAAAUUCGUGGCCCCCGGCCCGCGGGACCAGCGCGGCGUCUGUCCCGGCCUCAACGCCCUGGCCAACCACAACUACCUCCCGCACAACGGCGUCGCCACCAUCAACGAGUUCAUCGCCGCCACCUCCUGGGUCUACGGCAUGGGCCUCGACCUCGCUUCCUUCCUCGCCCCUCUCGGCGCCAUCACCUCCGGCAACGGGUUCUCCUGGAGCAUCGAUGGACCUCCCAUCGGUCUAGCCAGUUUGGGUCUCCUCGGGAAGGGACUCGGUCUCUCCAACAGCCACAACAGAUACGAGACGGACGCCUCGCCGACCCGCGCUGACCUCUUCUUCGGUAACAACCGCGACGUCAAUCUCUCCCAGUUCCAAGCGCUCCUGGACACGCAGGCCAACACCCCCAACCCGAACUACAACCUCAACGUGCUCACCCCCUUCCGCGCGCGGCGGUUCAACGAGAGCGUGACCACCAACCCCUACUUCUUCAACUCCCCCUUCGCGGGGCUCCUCGUCCAGCCGGCCGCGUAUACUUUCAUCUACCGCUUCAUGGCUAACAAAUCCGAAGAGUACCCCGAGGGGCUCCUCAACCGCGAGGUCUUGAUGUCCUUCUUCGGGGUGAGCGGGAGGUCUGGCAACCUCACCUACAGGCGCGGUUGGGAACGCAUCCCUGAUAACUGGUAUCGCCGCGCCAUCGGGGACGAGUACACAAUAGCUUUUUAUUUGGCGGACCUCGUGGCGGCCGCGUUGCAGUACCCCCAGUUCCUCAGCGUGGGGGGUAACACCGGCGCCCCCAAUACCUUCACCGGGGUCAGUUUCCCGGAUCUCACGAGCGGGCUUUUUAAUCUCGAAACGCUUUUCGAGGGGAAUAACUUGGCUUGUUUCCUCUUCCAGAUAACCCAGGCUGCUACUCUCGAUGCGAUGAAUAAAAUUGAUGCGCUUACCAUUCCUAUAAGAGUUAUCCUCAAUCGCCUAAGUCAGGCCGGUCCGGUUGAUUUCACUUGUCCCCAGUUGGAUGAGCUGAGCCCGUCGUUGUUCAACCCGUUUCCGGGAUACACGAGGCUGCUACCGGAUGGGACUUAUCCCAGGAGCGCACGGCCUUUCAUACCGAGGAAGCUUGGAAAUGCCACCAGAUCUGCUGCGUCUGUGGGAUAUGAACCUAUAAGGCAGGGACUCGAAUCCACGACCCCUCGCUCUCAGCUCUGGGAGUUCAUCCCGGCCAGGACUGUAGCUGCUCGGACAUCAUAAUGGCGCAGAUGGUUCUUGAUGGCUUCGACUAGAGGACUGAGUACCGGAGUACAUAUCGACGGUGAAACUACCAAACCACAUAUCUCGUUUGCGGUGUUUAAAAAUCUCCGCUCAC
Molecule: messenger RNA, 1583 nt
Organism: Bemisia tabaci
Lineage: Eukaryota; Metazoa; Arthropoda; Insecta; Hemiptera; Aleyrodidae
Source: RefSeq, a predicted model, not a curated record